CAUGACAGGCCGGGGUCUACCUGAGGUCACGCCUGGCACGCAACCGCCUCAUUCCUCACGCUCACUCAAAAACUCGAGACACUCUCUCUCCCUGGCACCUCCACGGUCAGCCCUCUCGCUCACCUCAAGGUGUAUGUGCUGUUGUUUCUUUCUUUAAGGUGUUUUCCCGUUUACAAGGAGCGCCUUCUUCAGGUAAUCCAGGUGAGAGUCUGCACGGAUUACCUGGGCGGGUGCGUUAAUGGCGCUAAUUGGUCCGCGGGGUGUUACGUUACACGGCCGUCCUGUCACGUCGUCAGGUGGGUCGGCUCUCCGCGCAGAACGACAAAGUGGAGGCGGCGUUUGUGCGAGCUCUCUCGGUUAGACUCAGAUCUACGGUUACGGGGCCCCACUGUUCGCUACACCGAGCACCACCACAGCUGCACUGUCAAGCGGCCGUCUUUCUGUCCGAAGGAUUAGGUCCAAGAUCAGGCCCGGUCGCGGAGCGUGAAGCGGAGAGCUACAGUCAGUCUGAAUGCCUCUGAUCGAUAACAACUGACGACCUCGCGACGUGGAGGGGCCAGCUCCACCUACGUCAUCAGCGGGGAGGGUUGUCUCCCGUCUCCAUGGCAACGGAGCGACGCCAGGAGUUCUAAUUUGGAAGACGUAAACACCGUGAUCGGAAGGAGCGCGGUUUGAUCAGUGACGGCCGCGGGUCCGUUAUGCUCGCUCCGGCGGCCCGACCGUCGCCCGUUCAGACCAGAGGAGGACUUGCGGUUCCUCGUUGUUAUCGCCGGGUUGGAAACUGGAUACAGGCUUUAGACUGUGUGUUGUUGGAGUGUUUGUCGAGCCCCUCAUGGCAGCGGGGAUCCGCUGAGAGCAAGGUGUGUUUGCCUGCCAACUUGAGACGCUGCGGUCCGGGGCUGGUUCCCUGGGAUUAACACUGAACAGGGGGAGAAUUAAGGUUCCGUCAGGGAGGCAGGCCGGCCGGAGAGGAGACGGUAGAUUCUCAGAUUAAAGAUGAUGAUGGCAACGACGCUCGAACAGAACCCGGAAUUACUGAACCAGUACGAGGAGAAUUAUGAGUCGUCGAAGGUGGUGCAGAUUCUGCGGUUCCUGAAGGACCAGGAGCGGUACACGGCGGAGCGGCGGGCGCAGGCAGCCCGACCGCCCGCCUACGUGCGGCUGGACGAGCGGACCGAGCAGGAGAGGCGGCGAGACGGGUUCAGGCCCCGCACGGCCGACUCCGCCAUGUUCGCCCCGAACUACAGACCUCCCCGAGGCCGCUCCUCCGAGAGGCCGGGCACGGAGAGCCCAGCGCUCAGCAAGGCCAGGACCAACGCACUCACCGUCAGCAAGAUCCGCGGCGCCGCCAACCCGGGCCGGCCAAAGCUGUCCAGAACGCCCCGAGAACAGCUGGACUUCUCGCCGGUUCGGGAAAAUUCCCGGGCGACCAUCGCCGUGCGCCCUGCCACGCAGCAGGCUACCCGCGUGUACAGAAACGAUCUCAGAGCCAGACUCUACAGCCACCCCCCUCCCACCAGACACGAACUCAUGAAGGACAAACACCUUCUAGAAAAGAGGCAAUCUUUACUCAAUAGACCGAAAAUGACACUAGACGGCGGUGGGGAUUUAUUAAAAAGCGACACCGGCAACGCCAUAGUGCAGUACGACAAUAACGUAGUCAGCGUGCGCCUGUCGCGAAGCACGGCCCGACUGGACCACGAGUCGCGGGGCGGUGUGGAGGAGACGCCGGAGAACGUCACGCGCGACGUCCGGUCCAACACCAAGUCGGACUCCGCCGGCACCGGGCUCAGGACGCUCUCGGCGUCCACCGAGUUCAGCGCCGAACCUGCCGCCGUGCCCAACAGAAAGUGCCCCAUCUCUAUAGACGACAGGCCCGAGCGGAGCCCGGUCCGCAGCCCGGACAGAACUCUCGUCGGCGCGAACUCGAGCCUAGCGCAGAGGAAGCCGCUCCAGUUCGCCGGCACGGACUCCUCCGGGUCGGGCGGGGGCAGGGUGGACGUGUACCACCUGCCCAGGCUCGGCCACGGCGUCACCAUGGGCGGGGAGCGCGCGCAACCCCAGCCGCUGCCCUACCUGGUGGAGACCAACUCACUGUCCUAGCAUCGUGCGUCACCAUGACAACCGGACGGUUUCCACGACAACGGAACGACGCGGACAGCGCACAACAAUGUUGCUUUUGGUAGGACAUGUGAACAUCAUUACCUCAGUUUGACCAAGAACUCGGUCUAAAAUGUAUACCGUCGUUAACACUGACAACGUGCACGUUGCCUAGAAAACACUGGCCGCUUUGAACAUGAAAAGACACUAGAAAUUUGGAAUAACGAAAAUUUUCUAGAAUUGAAAUAUAUCACAAGACUACACAUGCUACAAAGGUACCUAUUGUAUAAAAGAAAGCAGCUUUUUAGGUCAACAUUAACUUCCUCAUAGGUGAUCACGUAGCAAGUUCGGAAUCAAUCGCUUCCAUCUUGGUACCCUUCACCUUGGGAAAAUGACAAAUGGCUUUCCAACCUGAAAGCGACCAGUGUUUUUGGCGAUAGCACGUCAAACGGCCGAGCCACAAUUAGCUGGUUUCGGUCCACAGGGGAUCAGAAUUGCAGCCAUGCCGGGAUACAGCCCGGCUCAGGGCCCGUGUUCUGUGGGGACAUUCCCGCGCAAUAUGGACACGCAGACACGUAGAGCUAGUCACGCCGGCGGUCUGCUCUCUACUUGAACUUUGCUCGUUCGGCAGGCGUUCUUUCUUGCCUCCUCACGGAUAUGUGCAGUAAAAGGUCCCCUCUCCACUAGACGGCGAGCGCUGAGCGACCUUACAGCGACCAAAAUUGACGUUAUUUAGAGGCACAGUUAGUUUGACAUUGCUGUUGGCAACCAAAAUUGAAAUUUUGUGAUCAUUAAUUUCAUCAUUGCAACAUAACGCAAGAUAUAAAAGUUUGUUAUAUAAGGUUUUCAGAAAAAGACACAAAACAUGAAAAAGAAUUCACUCUUUAUUUAUAAACAAUAAACUUUACUACUAUAAAAUCCGCUGACCGAUAUGUCGCUCAUUGUUCGCUGCCUUCAGUGGGAGGGGAAGUAUUUAAGGAGGCCAGGUUAAAACAUUUCUGUCACGGCCAGACUAGCAUCUUACCGAGAAAAUGAUGUAAUUAUUGAGAAAUGAUGUAUUUAUGAAGAGAUGACAUGCUCGCAAUGUUGCUUCCUAUGUUGUUGAUAAGUUAAAUAAGUAGACUACAGUCCCGUCUGUACAUAUAAUGUUGAUUUGUGUGAGGGAACUUGCCAGUAUUCUCCCCCACGAGACGCUAGCCCAACCCAGCCAUACGCGUUAGAGAGACAGAUGGGUCCAUGACAGGACUGCCGUGUCACUUUGUCGUCUGUGCGCGGUGACCAAAAAUGACAUUAAAAAUUCAUGUCCCCGUG
Messenger RNA from Branchiostoma floridae (Florida lancelet), 3411 nucleotides. RefSeq lists its product as uncharacterized. Bases 997 to 2103 code for a protein of 368 amino acids. Lineage: Eukaryota; Metazoa; Chordata; Leptocardii; Amphioxiformes; Branchiostomatidae. The transcript has 2 exons. The record is from RefSeq and is a predicted model, not a curated record.